Messenger RNA from Megachile rotundata (alfalfa leafcutting bee), 1542 nucleotides. It is a transcript of the gene nvd, whose product is annotated as cholesterol 7-desaturase nvd. Gene Ontology annotation, cellular component: cytoplasm. Lineage: Eukaryota; Metazoa; Arthropoda; Insecta; Hymenoptera; Megachilidae. Gene Ontology annotation, biological process: cholesterol metabolic process. Gene Ontology annotation, molecular function: 2 iron, 2 sulfur cluster binding; oxidoreductase activity. The record is from RefSeq and is a predicted model, not a curated record.
AAAAAGCGAACAGAGUGGAAGGAAAAGGAAGAAAAGACGAGAGAACGAGAGAGAGAGAGCAAGGAAUAAGAGAAGUGGUUUCGAAGGUGCUCCGGAGGGAGACGAGUUUUUAGAGUGCACUCGCUUUUCUUCGUUCAGGGGCAGAGGGUGAAGAAGACAGCGAUGGCCGGAUGGUGGAACCUCGGUGGUGUUUUUCUUCUGCUUUUUGCUAUCUUCCUUGCUCCCUAUUUGUACAAGAUCAACUGGAUCAAGGAUCUAAGGUUGGAAGGUAACAGCAGAAGAAUUCUCACAAAUUAUUUGGAAUCUAAGAAACGCAAACUGGGAAAACUUCCUCCAGUUUAUCCAAAUGGAUGGUUUGCUCUCUUGGAGAGUUCUCAACUGGGAAAAGGUCAGGUGAAGCAUGUGGCAGCUCUAGGACAAAAUUUUGCUGUAUUCAGAACAGAUAAAGGGACGGUGAGAAUUUUAGACGCUUACUGCCCUCAUCUUGGUGCAAACAUGGCGGAGGGUGGUCGUGUGAAGGGAGAUUGCUUAGAAUGUCCUUUUCAUGGCUGGCAAUUCCGUGGCUCUGAUGGACAAUGUGAUCACAUUCCAUAUACCGACAAAGUGCCGCACAUUGCGAGAACGAAGACUUGGAAGAGUUGCGAAGCUAAUGAGAUUAUCUUUGUUUGGUACCACGCAGAAGGAGUAGAACCUAGCUGGCAACCACAGACCCUCAAUCACAUAUUGAAUCGAACAUGGCGUUAUCACGGUCGAAACGAAUUUCUCAUCAAUUGUCACAUACAGGAAAUUGCAGAAAAUGGAGCCGACAUAGCGCACCUUAGAGUAGUGCACGGUCCUGCGGUGUUUUCGAAGAUAACUUAUAUACUUUCUUUAAUUGCUCCGUUCGUGCGCCAUUCGUGGUCAAAUAUUAAUUGGAUGCCGCACAGUUCUUAUUCGGAAUCGAAGAAAUCUGAAGUAGCUGAAUCGAUCAAACAAAAUUCGGAAAAUUCCAGUCAUAGAGCGUACAUGACUUUAAGACAUCAUUUGAUAUUAUUCGAUAAAUUUAAAGUUUUGAAAUUGGAUGUGAACGUUCAGCAAAUUGGUCCUGGAUACGUCGAGUUAUUCAUGGAAAGCGUUCUAGGAACCGUGUGUAUUUUUCAGACAGUGACGCCUAUGGAACCGCUCCUACAGAAGGUAACUCAUUUGCUGUUUUCUCCACCGCUGAUUAGUCCAUACGCCAGUAUAUUAUUUUUGGCAGAGUGUUUGAUGUUCGAAAGGGACGUGGCUAUUUGGAAUCGAAAAAAAUUCGAGAAACAGCCGUUGCUCGUGAAAGAGGAAAAAAGUAUUCUUACAUACCGCAGGUGGUAUUCCCAAUUUUAUUCGCAGCAUAGCCCCAGUUAUCAUUCGGCUAUCAAAUCCAUACAAUGGUAGCCAUAUUUUCUUUAUUACAACAGGCUUAAUUUUAUAAAUGUUCGAUAAGAUUCUAUGAUAUUAAUGACAACUGUAACAGCAAUAGUAUUGACGUUUACGGCAAAUACAUAGUUCUUAAUGUACAAGUACAGA